AAGUGCAGCGACACUGAACCUGUGGAAACCGCGAUGAACAGCUGAUCCUCCCGCAGUGGAUGAAGCCUCCCGCCGCGGUCUCCGGCCGGUCAUGAUGUCCGCUCCUGUGCACGGCACUAUGUGAAUAGCUGUUGGACAGACAAAGCAAGGAAGUUAUUACAAGAAGAAAAGAGUGAAGAUAUUUCUACAUACAUAUGUGUUUUUGGGAUCUCAAAUUAAUAAUAACGUCUUAGAUUUGUGGGUUUUUUUUUUCUUCCCGGAUUGGAGAUACUGCGCGCUUCUCGGUGCGCCACCAGCUCUCCGUCAUGCUUUUGCCAAGCGCUGUUGUCUUCACUUUUUCUUGCUUUUUGGCCCCGUUGCUCCUCUGCUACCUGCCUCAAGUCUCUGCACAGAAGCCCGGAUCGCGGUGGCUGAUCGGAGAGAGAGACAACCACUGUGGGUCCGUCUGCCUGCGGACGCUCGGGAAGCCGGUGUGCGGCUCGGACGGGCGGACCUACGAGACAAACUGUGAGCUGCAGAGGGCCCGAUGCAGGGACAAAACGCUGACGAUGGCGCAUCGGGGACGGUGUCGAGUGAAGUUUACGCUGCCGGUGGCUCCAGCAACAACGGCCACAUCUGAUGGGAGAGAGCCAGAACCGAAAGACGGAGGUCAGUCAAAGUGCAACGUCGAGAGGAACCAGGCGCUGGAACAGGCGCGGAGACCUCAGGAGUCCACGUUCGUCCCAGAAUGCAACGAGGAUGGAACGUUCGCCCAGGUCCAGUGUCACACUUUGACAGGUUACUGCUGGUGCGUCACCGCCGACGGCAAGCCAGUGAGCGGCUCCUCUGUGCACAACAGGAAGCCUGUGUGUUCAGGAAACUUCAGUGAAAAUAUGGGAACUGAUGCUGGAAGGAGUGGAUUCUCAGUUAGGUCAGUAACCGACCGACCGCCUGGGCCCCCGAACGCGGGUAGAAAAGGAAUGUUCCAGAUGCUGCGAAACCGCAAACAGGUCUCCUUCCGUUUCUUUCUCACUCUCAACCCAGACGACGGCUCCAAGCCCACCCCCACCAUGGAGACCCACAUCCCUCCCGAGGGCGAAGAGAUAACUGCUCCGACACUAUGGAUAAAACAUCUGGGCUACAUGGAGAAUAAGCAGAACAGCUCCACUUCCAGAAGGCAAGAAAAGGUUCCCUCUUGUGACCAGGAGAGACAGAACGCCCUGAACGAGGCUCAGCAGAGUUCUCGGGAGUCCAUUAUCAUUCCGGACUGUGGGUUCGGAGGUCUUUACAAACCAGUCCAGUGCCAUCAGCAUACUGGUUACUGCUGGUGUGUUUUAGUGGACACGGGACGGCCCAUCCCCGGAACGUCAACCUUGUUCAAGACGCCGGAGUGUGACGAAGACGCACGGUCUUACGUGGCGGACCCGGAGGACCCGUUCCACGUCAGGCCCCUGCAAGGCUGCCCGGAGGGGAAGAAGGGGGAAUUCAUUACAAGCUUGUUAGACGCUCUCACAACCGACAUGGUGCAAGCCAUAAACUCACCGGCGCCCUCUAGUGACGGGAGGUUUGUUGAACCAGAUCCCAGUCACACUCUGGAGGAAAGAGUGGUGCAUUGGUACUUUGCACAGCUGGAUAACAAUGGUAGCAAUGAUAUCAACAAGAAGGAACUCAAACCUUUCAAGAGGUACCUGAAGAAGAAAGCUAAACCUAAGAAAUGUGCCCGCAAGUUCACCGACUACUGUGAUCUGAAUAAGGACAAGGCUAUUUCGCUGCAGGAGCUGAAAGGCUGCCUCGGUGUCAGCAAAGACGGAAGCUCGUUGACAAGCGGCAGUCAAGGAACAAGGCAAGGGACAAAACUGUUCAUCGGCCGUCUGGCGUGAGGAGAGAACGGACGAGAAGCUGAAGACGAGAGCAGAGGAGACGCGUCUGCACGCUUCCUGACGGGAACUUAAAGACGGAGCAGAGAAAUCAAGAAGUUUCUGAAUCGACAAAAAAGAAAAAAGAACGAGAGAGAGAGAGAAAAGAAAAGCAACACAGCGGCGCCAAAAUAAUUGCACUUUUUCCUCCCUAUGUCUGACAUAUUAACUGCUUUUUUUGUUUGUUGUUUUUUUUUUUAUCUUGAAGUGACUGAGAAUUCACUAAGUAAAAAAUGAGAAUAUAUUUGUAAAGAGUUGACAGGCUCACCACUGGAAGAGCGUGUAUGUGUAUGUAACCACUCCCCUCCCCUGCUGUACGUUCAGUCUGCUGUGUUGAUUUGUUCAGUCCAUAUGUUUCAAUCCCAGGCCUGUCCAAUAAAACGUUACACCACCCGACCCCCAUGUUCCCCCCACCACCGUCAGACAUGCUGCAGCAGCAGACAGCUCAGCGGCGAAGCAACAGACAACAAUCAAAAACAAAGUAAAUCAGUGUGAACCCACUGACUUACACCUGAUUGGUCAGCAUGAAACAAUGAACUCUAUGAAUUCCCUUGCGCCGGCUACAGAUCCGUUGGAGUUUUCCUCGUAAAAACACAACAAACCCCCCCCCAGAUGUUUGUGCCGUAAACAGGAAAAGAAAACAAAAACUAGCUGUAAGUACUUAGCUGUGCCAUCCAAAACCGAUGCGAGACCAUCUGCACUAAAUACUUCAUACUGUCUGUUAGCUAAAGAACAGCACAACAAAACAUAAUAAAAAAAAGGCAAUAAAAAGCAGUGAAGUAGUUCAGACGAUACCUGCGGUGGCGUAAUGCAUCUCUUCUUCAGGACCCAGCGGGUGAUUGGCUGACAGCACAGCCGUCAGUCGAGCUCCACUGCUAGCUCCGCUAACUCAAGUCUUGCCCCUGAUUCUACUUUUUCUUUUUUUUUUGUCUGGCGUUACACAUGAACAUCCUUUGAUUGUAUCUCAGGCUGUUUGUUUCGUGUUGCCCUGUUGGAAGAUGAGCCUACUGGCUAGAUGUAAAGUAGCUCCGUCAAUUUGACCAGCUUCCCAGAUCCCCACAGCAUGAUGCUGCCGCCACAGCAAGAUGCUGCAAACCUCUGAGGUCUUCAACUGGAUUCAUAAAUUGUGCG
This is a messenger RNA of Poecilia latipinna (sailfin molly), 3026 nucleotides long. It is a transcript of the gene smoc1, whose product is annotated as SPARC related modular calcium binding 1. Lineage: Eukaryota; Metazoa; Chordata; Actinopteri; Cyprinodontiformes; Poeciliidae. Gene Ontology annotation, molecular function: heparin binding; extracellular matrix binding; protein binding. The coding region runs from base 306 to 1859 and encodes 517 amino acids. The transcript is spliced from 16 exons. Gene Ontology annotation, cellular component: basement membrane. Gene Ontology annotation, biological process: extracellular matrix organization. The record is from RefSeq and is a predicted model, not a curated record.